Thunnus maccoyii (southern bluefin tuna) is the source of this 877-nucleotide messenger RNA. Its product is annotated as guanylyl cyclase-activating protein 2-like. Lineage: Eukaryota; Metazoa; Chordata; Actinopteri; Scombriformes; Scombridae. The transcript is spliced from 4 exons. Gene Ontology annotation, molecular function: calcium sensitive guanylate cyclase activator activity; calcium ion binding. Gene Ontology annotation, cellular component: photoreceptor inner segment; cone photoreceptor outer segment. Gene Ontology annotation, biological process: visual perception. The record is from RefSeq and is a predicted model, not a curated record. The coding region runs from base 230 to 877 and encodes 215 amino acids.
AGCAGUGAGAGUGAAUCAGUGUUUUUCUUCAGAACACUGAGGAGUGGACUUCAGAUUUUUAGAAACCCAAACAUAUCGAGGAAAAAAAAGAGCAUCUCUUGAAAGGGAUUUGGAGAAGAUCACUGAAAAGUCAAUUGGAUUUGUCCAGCAGGUUAACUUGAAAUAGCCUACAGAGGCUAGUCUGCUGGGGGACACAGGCCAUGGACGCGUGGCGAGUGCACAGUGAUGAAUGUGCUUGACGACUUCUGUGCAGGUUUUUCAUUAUUUUAUCAGGAUUAUUUUUUGCCUCCUUGUGUUUAACAUUAUGGGUCAAGGACAGAGUGACACAGAUAAGGAAGUGACUCUUCAAAACAUCCAGGAGCUCUACCGUAAGUUUGCUAGUGAAUGUCCAAGUGGCAAUCUGCACUUACAUGAGUUCAAGAAAAUCUUUGGAAUCAACAGCAACUCCACAGAAGAAGAAUCUGCAUAUAUGGACAACGUGUUUCGAUCCUUUGAUACAAAUAAGGAUGGUCACAUAGACUUCAUGGAGUAUGUGGCAGCUGUGCACCUCGUUCUUCGUGGAAAACUCGAGGACAAACUGAGAUGGUCUUUUAAAGUUUAUGACAGAGAUGGAAACGGCCGUCUGGAUAGACAGGAAGUGAGACACCUUGUCAAAAUCAUCUCCAAGUUAAAGAGGCAUAAAGAUCCGAGUGUCACCGAGAAUGUUGACGAUAUCUGCAACAGAAUAUUUGAACUGGUGGAUAAAAAUAAAGACAGUCAGAUUUCUUUGGAGGAAUUUAUCGAGGGGGCUGAAAAGGACCCCUGGGUGAUGGAUCAGCUCAAACUGGACAUCGAGCCCUGUGGUUGGUUCAUUGUACAGCAGGAAAAGAAAACCUGA